Molecule: messenger RNA, 1956 nt
Organism: Echinops telfairi (small Madagascar hedgehog)
Lineage: Eukaryota; Metazoa; Chordata; Mammalia; Afrosoricida; Tenrecidae
Gene: CBFA2T2
Product: CBFA2/RUNX1 partner transcriptional co-repressor 2
Exons: 10
Coding region: 27-1739 (570 amino acids)
Biological process (GO): DNA-templated transcription; negative regulation of DNA-templated transcription
Cellular component (GO): nucleus
Molecular function (GO): transcription corepressor activity
Source: RefSeq, a predicted model, not a curated record
UUGGUUCUGAGAAAAGGGUGCCAGCAAUGCCUGGAUCGCCUGUGGAAGUGAAGGUUCAGUCAAGAUCUUCACCUCCCACCAUGCCACCCCUUCCACCAGUAAAUCCUGGAGGACCGAGGCCAGUGUCAUUCACGCCAACAGCAUUGAGCAAUGGUAUCAACCAUUCUCCUCCGACCCUGAAUGGUGCCCCAUCACCACCCCAAAGAUUCAGCAAUGGCCCUGCCUCUUCCACGUCCUCGGCACUAACAAAUCAGCAGUUGCCAGCCACUUGUGGCGCUCGGCAGCUGAGCAAGUUGAAGCGCUUUCUCACCACUCUGCAGCAGUUUGGCAAUGACAUCUCGCCCGAGAUUGGGGAGAAGGUGCGGACCCUUGUUCUAGCAUUGGUGAACUCCACCGUGACAAUUGAAGAAUUCCAUUGUAAGCUCCAAGAAGCUACCAACUUUCCUCUUCGUCCUUUUGUGAUUCCGUUCCUCAAGGCCAACCUGCCCCUGCUGCAACGAGAGCUGCUACACUGCUCACGCGCUGCCAAGCAAACGCCAUCUCAAUACCUGGCUCAGCACGAACACCUGCUGCUCAACACAAGUAUCGCGUCACCUGCUGACUCCUCCGAGCUGCUCAUGGAGGUGCAUGGGAACGGCAAGAGGCCCAGUCCUGAGAGGAGAGAAGAGAAUAGUUUUGAAAGAGAUUCAAUUCCUCCUGAGCCUCCUGCCAAGCGAGUGUGCACCAUCAGCCCCGCUCCCCGACAUAGUCCAGCUCUCACUGUGCCCCUCAUGAAUGCUGGGGGCCAGUUCCACCCCACUCCUCCGCCUCUACAGCACUACACCCUGGAAGAUAUCGCAACGUCCCACCACUAUCGGGAACCCACCAAGAUGCUAGAGCACCGGGAAGUGCGUGACAGACACCACAGUCUUGGGCUCAAUGGAGGUUAUCAGGAUGAGCUGGUAGACCACCGUCUGACAGAAAGAGAGUGGGCUGAAGAAUGGAAACACCUCGAUCAUGCCCUGAACUGCAUUAUGGAGAUGGUAGAGAAGACCCGGCGAUCGAUGGCAGUUCUGCGGCGCUGUCAGGAAUCUGAUCGCGAAGAACUCAACUACUGGAAACGGAGAUGCAGUGAGAACACAGAGCUGAGGAAAACAGGGAGCGAACUGGUCUCCAGGCAGCACAGCCCCGGGAAUGCGGAUUCUCUUGGUGGCAAUGAUUCCCAGCGGGAAUUCAGCAGCAGGCCAGGAACAGGAUAUGUACCUGUGGAGUUUUGGAAGAAAACUGAAGAAGCUGUGAACAAGGUGAAAAUCCAGGCCAUGUCGGAAGUGCAGAAGGCUGUUGCCGAGGCAGAGCAGAAAGCCUUCGAAGUGAUCGCCACGGAGCGGGCGCGGAUGGAGCAGACCAUCGCAGACGUCAAGCGGCAAGCUGCAGAGGAUGCCUUCCUCGUCAUCAACGAGCAGGAGGAGUCCACCGAGAACUGCUGGAACUGUGGCCGCAAAGCCAGCGAGACGUGCAGCGGCUGCAACAUCGCGCGGUACUGUGGCUCCUUCUGUCAGCACAAGGACUGGGAGCGCCACCACCGCCUCUGCGGCCAGAGCCCCCACCAGAGCCGGCCCCUGCUCCCUGGGGGCCGGGGCUCCGCCGCCCGCUCAGCCGACUGCAGCGUGCCCAGCCCGGCCCUGGACAAGACCUCAGCCACCACCUCGCGCUCCUCCACGCCUGCCUCCGUGACAGCCAUCGACACCAGCGGGCUCUGAGCCCUGCACACCACUUACCCCGACGACCACUCAGCUUGACAAACACUGCCACUCCGGGGGCCGGGCAGCCCUGGGCCUCAGUGCAAGAAGUGCCCUGGGGGCAGGAACUGUGGGGGCCUCCCCAGGCCCUUGCCCUUGGAGGAAGGAACUGUCAGUGCAGCCUCUGCACAAGGAAUGGCUGGAGCUCCUGUUCCCGGGACACCCUGGAGACCCCUCG